Molecule: messenger RNA, 1043 nt
Organism: Aspergillus heteromorphus CBS 117.55
Lineage: Eukaryota; Fungi; Ascomycota; Eurotiomycetes; Eurotiales; Aspergillaceae
Product: putative transcription initiation factor TFIID subunit 13
Exons: 2
Coding region: 1-897 (298 amino acids)
Biological process (GO): RNA polymerase II preinitiation complex assembly; transcription by RNA polymerase II
Cellular component (GO): transcription factor TFIID complex
Molecular function (GO): protein heterodimerization activity
Source: RefSeq, a predicted model, not a curated record
AUGUCUCCCUCCUCCCCCGCCGACCGCCUUCCCCCUGCGGCGGCGGCGACAGCAGCAGCAGCAGCUGGCUCGAGAAAGCGAAACACUCCGUCUCGUCGCCGUCCCCAGUCCCAGUCCCAGUCCCAGUCUCUGUCACUGUCUCUGUCAUCGCAGCAGAGCCAUACCCCCGCUCCUCCCCGCCAGCCCAGCACUGGUCAUGUGCCGAGCCAUCUCGCUCCCCCUUGGCCCUUCGAUCCCCAGGAAACUGCGCUAAUCCGCGCCGGAUAUCGCCCGGCCUACAAACCGAAACCUAUCGCCGCGGCUACCCAUCCAACGGACAUAACCACCACGGCUGCUGCUGCUGCUACUGAUCCCACUACUGCUCCCUCUAAACGACCCAGAAAGAUGGCGGAACCUCGAGCCCGUGCCGCCCGGCACAAGGGGCAGAUGAACUUUUCGUCAGAACUGCGCCUCCUCCUCCUCGCCUACGGCGACCCCCGCCCCCACCCCUCCUUCACAGCCGAACCCCUCCCGGAAACCAUCCGCGUGCUGGACGAGAUCGUCACCGACUUCGUGCUGGAGAUGUGCCACGGCGCAGCGCAAUACGCCAGCUACUCGCGCCGCCAGAAGAUCAAGGUCGAUGAUUUCCGGUUCGCGCUGCGUCGGGAUCCGAAUAAGUUGGGCCGUGUACAGGAGUUGCUGCGCAUGGAGCGAGAGUUGAAGGAGGCCCGGAAGGCGUUCGAUCAGAAUGAUGACCAGGUGGGCAAUCUCAAGGAUGCGGGUAAGAAGGGGCUUGAGGAGGCCGGCGAGAGUGUCGAUGGGAAGAAGGGGAAGGGGAAGGGGAAGAGGAAUGCUAGGAGGGAUUCCGAUGCUACCGAGGAUAAUACGGUGCCGAAGAAGAGGAAGGUUGGGGCGUGAGGGUGGCGUGGCUUGUUUUCGGUCUUUCUCUGGAGCUUGUUUUUACUCGUUCACUCACUUUAAUCACUGGCGUUACGGGCUGGGCUGGGCUGGGGGACUGGGUUUCCGGGCUUUGUAUGUACCUUAUCUGUCAUGCGUGAUAUCCU